GCCCGAACCUCAAUGAUCCAAGCAGAUGUGUGGCCAGACUUCCUUCCUCGCAGCCACGCAUGGCCUGUGAGCACCUGCUGCGCACGCACGUGGGCUGUGGGAAAGGCCUUUGCCUUGACUCAUGGCAGGCCUCGAGGACCGGAGCCCGGCGGAGGCCUUCGCCUGGCUGCUGGCGCCGCUGACGGAGCAGCAGUUCUUCGAGCGCCACUGGGAGAAGUGCCCACUGCACUUACGAGGCGCCGAUGCUGGCCGCUUUCGUGGGUUGUUGUCACAGCGGGUCAUCGAGAGCCGGUUGGCUUCCAAGCCUGGCUUGAUCUACGGGAAAGACAUCAAUCUGGCUAGAUGCGGAGCAAAUGGCGAGCAGAUCAUGUGUAACGGCACCGGCCGCGCUGGUGCCGAGGCAGUGCAGAAGAAGGUGCGUGAAGGCUGUUCGGUGCAGGUCGUGCACCCGCAGCGAUUUGGCAGUGAGGUGGCGUGUUUGUUGUCAAAGCUGGAGUCGCACUUUGGAUGCCUAUGGGGCGCGAACAGCUUCCGCACACCACCGGGCGGGAAAGGCUUUAAGGCACACCAUGAUGAAGUGGAGGUCUUCAUGUUGCAACUGGAGGGCGCCAAGCGUUGGCGCUUGCACCGAUGCCCAGAGGGCCCUUUGCCGAGAAGCUACUGCUGGGACUACGAGGGAAAGGAUCUAGGCGAGCCCUUGAUGGAGCUGGUGUUGCAGCCGGGCGAUUUGCUCUACCUGCCGCGCGGCACGAUCCACCAAGGUGAAGCCGUGGAGGGCCAUCCAUCUCACCAUUUAACCAUCUCCACGUACCAAAGGCACAGCUGGGCGGACUUUCUGGAGAAGGCACUGCCUGAGGCCUUGGCCCGUGCCAGCCAACAGCCAGGCGACAGCCUCUUCCGCGAAGGCUUGCCUUUGCGGUGCUGGUCCUACCUGGGAGAACAGUGCUGUUGCUGCUGGGAUCAGGACGAGGACGACGAGGCCUGGAGCGACUCCGACUCCGACGCCUCGUCGACGUACGAGUCAGUGGAUGACUCUGCCUGGUAUGACGAGGUGGACUUGGGGGUGAAUUGGAAUUGGAGGGUCCCACAGGCUCAGGGUGAUGGAGGGUGGCCCCAUCUCUCAAGAAUGUGGAGGGUGACCAGUGGUGAGUCAGCUGGUCAGUGGGACGAGUAUGCAGAGCACCCCAAGAGCUUGGAGCACCUCGAUUUCCACACGUUUCUUCACCUCUCCCUCUCCGACGAUCUCUACCUGCCGGUCUCGUCUGAUGGCGGCGUGCUCCACGUGGCCUCGGACCUCUCUCCCAGGUAUAAGACGAAGAUCCCCACCCCGCCCACGGGCUCCGUUUGGAUCUUCCAAGGUAUCCAGACCUUGAUUGGCUUGGCCAUUGCUGUGCUCCUGGAGUUCUUCAAUGCCGAAGACUUCUUCCAACGCUGCCUACGCUUUGAGGGUGCCAACGGCAUGGGCUUGGCCCUGGCAAUUUGCGCGCUAGUGUCGCAGUUUGUGAUGUUGCCCGCCAUGAACGACUUGGUGAAGGCACGUGAAGAGCAGAAAGUGGGGCAGCCCAUUCACCAUCCGGCACCCAAUGAGUUGGCGACAGAGGAUGAUCGGAUCUUAUUUCUCUACAAGUUAAGGGCCUUUGAGAACAUCGUGGAAUGGUUGCCCGUCUUCAUCAUCCACGCGGUGGCCCUGGUGGCUCUGGGGCAGACCGGCAUUUGCGUCGUUUUAUGCAUUCCCUACACGGCUGGGAAGGUCAUGUUCUCGUACGGCUACGGGAGUGGGAACUCCGACAGCCGGGUGCCGGGGCUCAUCGUCAGCGACUUCUUCGGGCUGCUGGUCAUGCGCGGUAUUUGCAUCAUUGCGCUGGUCCGGCACUGCAUGGCCUAG
Messenger RNA from Durusdinium trenchii, 1885 nucleotides. Lineage: Eukaryota; Dinophyceae; Suessiales; Symbiodiniaceae. The record is from the annotation of a GenBank genome assembly.